Messenger RNA from Eimeria tenella, 146 nucleotides. RefSeq lists its product as uncharacterized. NCBI's taxonomy places the organism in Eukaryota, Apicomplexa, Conoidasida, Eucoccidiorida, Eimeriidae. The annotation marks the transcript as partial. The transcript is spliced from 3 exons. The record is from RefSeq and is a predicted model, not a curated record.
AUGGCCGCCCCAGGCAACUACACCCGGCAGCGUCCAAGUCAGACAAACUGGCUGCCACGCCGGGCAUGUUUGUGCAGCACUCUACAGCAGCCUUCAGCGAUAGGUACAAGGGCCAGCGCGUGUUGGGCAAGGGCAGUUUCGGUGAA